Pocillopora damicornis (cauliflower coral) is the source of this 5762-nucleotide messenger RNA. RefSeq lists its product as uncharacterized. Gene Ontology annotation, biological process: protein phosphorylation. Lineage: Eukaryota; Metazoa; Cnidaria; Anthozoa; Scleractinia; Pocilloporidae. The record is from RefSeq and is a predicted model, not a curated record. Gene Ontology annotation, molecular function: protein tyrosine kinase activity; protein binding; ATP binding.
UGGGUUUCCUGUAUCUUGAGCGGACGCAAUCAUCUUGAUUUUCUUUAGUUUUUCCAAGGUUCCUUCCACACCUAGAUCGAACGAAAUAAUGGCAACAAAUAUUUAUUCAGUCGGACUUCUUUUCGUGCUCGCCGCUCGAAGCAGCUUUCAAGACUCAGUUGAUUACAGAGGUAAAGAGUUCGUCUUGAGCUUCUCGCCUCAACAUCCGAGGCAUCCUUUUUCUGGAAACAAUAUACUAUACAUAUCCAGCUUUGAAGAUGGCACGGUUCGUGUCCACGUGCCUUCUCUCACGAACUUUCCAGAGAAGUCGUACGCCUUGUCAGCUGGAGGUUUAACAAUAGUUCAACUGUCUGGGAAUACACGCACGAAUGGCAAUUCAGGACUGGAGAAAAAAAAAGGUAUCCGAAUCACGGCCGAUAAACCCAUGUCUGUGCAGGGAUUAGCAAAUGCGGCCCAAAAAGUGGAAGGGUUUCUUGGGUUGCCUGUGGAUGCUCUUGGUAUGUUUUACAUAGCAGCAGCAUAUCACCCCGUGAUCAAUGCUGUUAUUCAGGUCGUAGCGACAGAGGAUAACACCACUGUCACGAUUACAUUGCGAACGAGCGGUAGAGUACAGUAUCAGGAUAAGUGGUAUGGAGACCGUCAGGUCAUAAGCGAAACUUUAAAUGAUUUAGACGUGUUUCAAGUUCUGGCUGAUCAGGAUCUCACAGGCACCAUUAUAGAGUCGACAAAGCCAGUUGCAGUAUUUACUGGGGAUGACUGCACCAUGGUGCCUGAAAAUAAACAACCAUGCAAUCACCUCGUGGAGCAGAUGCCCCCUGUAUCCCUCUGGGGGAAAUUUUUUGUUACCAACCCCACGCCUAACAACCCGGGGGGAGACGAAUUUCAUAUAAUAGCGUCUCAAAAUACAGCAGUUUAUGUGGAUUCUCAAUACAAAGUGACGUUAGACAAAGGAGAGAAAUAUAAGAUCGAUGUAUCAUGGAACAAGUCCUCGGUGAUCAGAACUACUCAACCGAGUCUUGUGAUGCAAUACUCCAAAGCAGGAAAAAGCCCUUCCAUGAAUGUAGUACCUCCGGAGCAGUAUUUCACUAACGACUACACAGUUUAUGUUCCUCAAGAUGAUCAAGGAAACACUUUUGACUGCUAUGUAAAUGUCGUUAUUGAAACUACUUCACGAAGCGGUCUUCGCGUGAAGGGUGCAGACAGCAUUGUCAAGAACUGGACCGUAAUUCCUGGCUCUGGAGGGUACUCAAGAGCUUCGAUUCAUUUGACCAGUGAUGGUUCCUAUCAUGUGUACCAUGAAAACCCGCUGACAACAUUUUCUGCAGUUUUUUACGGAACGAAUCGCAAUGGAAUGUUGUUUGCUAUACCGGCUGGGAUGGAACUGCAACUGCAGUCACUGAACCGUACUUGUAAGCUAACAAACACUGUGGGCGGAGACAACAUUGAUAAUGAUUGCGAUGGUCGCACUGAUGAAGAAUUAAAGAAUGGAGUUGACGAUGAUAAAGAUGGUAGGGUUGAUGAAGACUUAGUCACGCCAGUGCCUACAUUAACCACGCCCAAAAAUUUCGUGACAACCUUAUGCAAUAGAUCAUCUGGUGUGUUCAAUACAGGUACUGCAUCGGGCUCAGCUCACGGCGUAUGUAGGGCUCGUGGGGAAGCUAAAAUCUCACACUUGGAUAAUAUUGUGAAAAACAGGGCGUGUGGGCGCAUAACCGACCGAGAGUGGAUUAUUACAGAUUCUUGUGGUAAUUCUGUCACGGGCAUCCAGCGUGUAACGAUAGAUACCCCAGAGGAGCCGACCAUAGUCUUUCCGAAAGAUAUCGUCUUCACCUGUAGGGAGAAGAAGUAUCUUGAUCCAAAGUUUUCUGGACAGGUCUCAUUGACUAGUGCUAAAAAAUUGUGUCCGAGGAAUGUGACAAUAACCUACGUUGAGGUUGAGAAGAUCCACUAACUAUGUCGUGUCAUUCAAAAUAACGAACGAGAUGUUUUCGGCCCAACUUCAAGAUAUGGAAUCUCCUACCUUCAAAUCCCUCUCAAGAGGUUUGGAACUUGAGCUGGAAAAGACAUUUAUGGGGUCGAAAUCAAUACUUGGACAAUCCUUUGUAGCAGCUACCGUUCUUGAUUUCAGCAAUGGUAGUGUUAUUCCAAGAGUGCUCAUUAAAAUCGAUGCACAAACUCAAAUUAGUCAGCGGCAGUUGGUCGAAUUCAUGAAUGAAACUCUAAAAAGUGGCAUGCUGGGAAAAUACCAGGCGGACCCCACAUCAAUUGAGUCGACAGACUUUGACGAAUGCCAAGCUCCCGAUCUCAACAAUUGUCACGAAAAAGCUAAAUGUACUAACACUGUAGGUUCAUAUAACUGCUCUUGCCUGAAAGGAUUCGUUGGGGAUGGUGUCCUUUGUCAAGCACCACCUUCAAUCAGCUACAUUGAUCCAGCAAUGGAAAUUGGCACCGAAGAAAACGUGACACUUGCUUGUCACGCUGAAGGUCUUCCAGAACCAAAUAUCACUUGGGUAACACCAGACGAACAAUUGGUGACAGCAGCAAGUGAUAUUUUAGAAACAUCAAACCUUGACGAUGGUAGCAAAUAUGUACGAGGCAAAAAAAUGCAACAAGAUAGUUCGCUAUUGAUUUACAACACCCGUGAUAACGAUGGCGGUAUUUACAAAUGCAUCGCUGAGAAUGGCGUGGGAAGGGAUGUCAAAAGUGUCAACGUCACAGUGAGAGAUGACCUCGUGGGAGUCGAUGCCGCCAUUACCAUUGAGGAUCAAGUAUUUGAUCAAGAUUUGGAAAAUAAAUCUUCUACGAGAUACCAGACAUUAGAGCAGCAAGUGAAGCAAGAGGUAAGUCUGUGAACCUACAGUAAGGAGAAUUACUGGUUUGAACUUUGGACGUUACUUCGUUACAGGAAUGGCAGCGUGAAAGUACGUUUCCGUGUUGUUGUGAUUGUGAAACCUGAGGAAAAAAAGACAACGGUUGUUGCUAACAAAGUUGGUAAAACUCUCAGUGCCAGUGUGCAAACUGGUCAGAUAGGCAGUCUUAAAGUGAAGAAAAAGGUUGAGUUACGAGAACUUCCUCCACCACCCGAAAAUGUUCGAGCGAGUGAUGUUGAACGAACUGAAGCCGUCAUAACCUGGUCGCAUCCCGAACUUUAUCAAAUGUACUCUAUUAAUGGAUACUCGCUACAAAUCAGACAAUUUGGAACAAACACGUGGCUCCAUUUUACAUCCACUCCGGGCGAAAACCACAGGAUAACCAACCUCGAUCCCGAUACUGCUUACUUCGUGAGGUUGAAAUCAAAAAACGAGUACGGUAUGGGGGAACCGAGUACUAAUGGAGAACUCAAAACUAAAAAAGGAAAAAAUGUCGCCGAAUUAGUAUUACCCAUUGUGAUCUCGUUGUUACUGAUUAUAAUACUGGCAAUUGUGGUAGUAAUUGUCUACAGAAGAUGGAAAAAGAAACGACAAAACUCAGGAUAUUUAAACGAUGGAGAACAAGUACCAAUGAAUCCUGUAACACUAGAUACGCAAAAUCAUUCUGAAGCUGAGAAUGGACGAUUUACGACUUCCACUUUUGGUAGAGAUCGCUAUGCUCUCGUCCCUGGUGGAGAACCGAACAACACAAGCACACCAAUCGAUAUCCAAGCCUCGUUUUCAUGGCGUGAAAUACCACGUGACCGUAUCAUUCUUGGCAAAAUUCUUGGAGAAGGCGAGUUUGGAACAGUGGUAAAAGGAGAGUUGACUGAAGAUGACGGGAAUGUUAUAACAUGUGCUGUCAAAAAGUUAAAACGUACUGCCACAGAAAGUGACCUCAAAGAUUUGUUGAAUGAAUUGGAAAUUAUGACGUCAGUAGGAAACCACCCCAAUUUGGUUAAUCUUAUCGGCGCAUGCUCAGUUGCAGGACCUUUGUUGGUUGUCGUAGAAUUUGCCGAACACGGGAACCUGUUACGUCAUCUUCGGGAUCGCCGAAAGCAAAAUUACGAUGACAUGAACGAGUAUACUUUAGAGAUAAGCUUCACGGAAAGACUGAGGAUAGCGUGCGAAGUGAGCGACGGGAUGAAACAUCUUGCUGCUAUGAAGUGUGCACACAGGGAUCUGGCGGCGAGAAAUGUUCUCCUUGGAGAAGGAAUGGUGGCCAAAGUGUCGGAUUUUGGUCUCUCACGUGACAUCUACACGGACAAUGUGUAUGAGAAGAAAACCGGGGGGAAACUUCCAGCUAAAUGGAUGGCGGUUGAAUCACUGGAGCAAGGAAUUUACACUAGUCAAAGUGACGUAUGGUCAUUUGGUGUCCUACUAUGGGAAAUUGAAACUGGAGGUUGUGCUCCGUAUGCUGGUGUGGCCUCGAGCGAACUGCUGCCGAAGCUUAAAGCGGGUCAUCGUUUGGAUAAACCCCGUUAUUGCACUGACUGGCUAUAUGCAAUAAUGCUUCGUUGCUGGAAUGCAAAUCCUAAGGCGAGGCCAAAGUUUGAGGACCUGAGUGAUGAACUUCACCGAAUGCUCAAUCAACAAUCAGAUUAUUUGACCCCAGAGGAUUACAAAGGUGAAUCAAGUUAUGUGAACACUUCAAGAGAAAACAUAUCGGCUUAACUCAGUCUUCUCUGGAAGUGGAGGCUCCGACGCGUGAAAUUUUGUACAGAGUUUAGCAGUGUACUAAUCCUAAUUUGAAAUCAUCUCUAGGGCAUUGAUAGAAUGGCUAUUUUAUUCUCAGGCUCUAGAAGCUGAUUUAUUUUUAAACAUGUUACUAUGGUUCACGAUGCAAUGAUGUCGGUGAAAUACGCAGCCUUUUUUUUACUGAAGGUCGUUGCUUUUCUUGAAUCUGUGGACUAUGAGUUGAGGAAUUUAGGGUAGGAUUCUUAAUAUUUGUCCUGUAAGUUUUAACUUCGUAAACCUCAUCCUGAGCAGUUUUGAGUUGUUUCUAUGUAUGAAACGAGCUCACUUUGGUGUGCUCUUGUAAUCUGACCCAACUACCUUCACAAAUGUGUUAGUUUUUUUUGUCACACGGUAGUCCAUUGUAAAAUUGCAUGCCUGGUUGCUAAGCCUUUGAACAAGAAUGAGGCCAAGAUUGACCUUGUUAUGAUACAAACCUUGCUGCUUUUCAGAUGUAAAUUACUUUGUUAUCAUGCUAACUAGAUAUUGGUCUCUAUUACAACAAGGUCAUCUUCAGCCUCACUUCAAAUCAAAGGCUUGGCAACUAAGUACAGAACUGUAAAAUGGCGUAUUAGAGCAAAGGAAUCAUCAUAGGGGUUUGACUUUGCAUCUGAUUGGUUAAGAAGGUAAUACGAGUUUUCUAGGUCAAUCAAAGACAGAAAUAGUUAAACCAAUACAAUUUCCAAUUUUUUUCGAUACUAAUAUGAAUAUUUCUGUCUCAAUUAUAAUUACUCUGGUGUCUCGUUCCUAAUAACUAACCAGGGAAUUUUCAAAUGUUAGUAAUAAGUUAGAGAAAGCAAACAAAUUUCGUAGAGUACGACAUCAAUAUCGAAAUCAGUUUGAUAUUGAGUUACAAAUCUUUUUCUAGCAAUGACAGAAUACCGGUAAAUCACAAGAUCACUUUGUUUACUUCUUUGACUGAUACAGCGAAAGGAACAGUUCAAAGAAAAUAUGCUUGUGACUUCAACAGUUCAGUUUUAGUAAUUCAGUAAUUAUUUACUACGAAGUAUAGAAGUUAUAUUCGAAUAUAAGCAAAUUAAUUUGAAAGAACAUACGUAUUGAGCUGUAGAGCAUAGCUUUUUUUCGAACAAUUGUAAAUAAAAUUAGAAAAUGAAGGAA